This is a messenger RNA of Melopsittacus undulatus (budgerigar), 1056 nucleotides long. RefSeq names its product TNFAIP3 interacting protein 3 (gene TNIP3). Gene Ontology annotation, biological process: cellular response to lipopolysaccharide; regulation of transcription by RNA polymerase II. The record is from RefSeq and is a predicted model, not a curated record. NCBI's taxonomy places the organism in Eukaryota, Metazoa, Chordata, Aves, Psittaciformes, Psittaculidae.
AUGCAGUUAACCUCUAGCAGUGAAAUCCUGCAUGGAUAUGGCAACUUCAGGUGUGAAAGCCAAGAGCUUGAUGUUGAAAUAAGGAGUCUGAUACAGAAGAGUAACACUUGCCAGUCUGGUGAGGACCCCAAACCUAUUGCCCAAGAGAGUCAAACUCAGAGAGCUUCAUGUUCCCUUAAGAUCCAUAGUGAAGCAAAUGUACAAGGCCAUCUUGGAUGCACAUGGGCAGGUGUGAGUGACAUGGAAGUCACAGCAAACCCACUAGAAUCAAGGCACACAUUACUGACCAAAAAGAAGACUGUACCAGCCACUACUCUGGAAUAACAGAUCCUCUCACUAGAAAGACAGAGACAAGAACUUCUGGAGGUGAAGAAGCAAUGGGAUUAUCAAUUUAGAAGUAUAAAACAACUUUAUGAAAAACAGCUAGCAGAAACGAAAGCAAGACUGGAUGUGUCAGAGAAGAAAGUCAGUGAACUGGAGGAAAAGAGGCACCGACAGCAUCCAGAAGAUGAGAGGUUGCGAGCCCUGGGCAGAGAGCAGCCAUUGCAGGAAAUGGCCCUUCUGGAUGUGUUGAAAAAGCAGCACACACCUGUACUUGGGACUCCUUCUGAGAUGGGUGGCAGAAACAGCCUUGAGGGCACAAGAACCCAAACUGAAGUUCUCAGACACCAGGUUCAAAUAUAUGAAGAAAAGUUCAGAAAGGAGACAUCUGACAGAGAAAGACUUAAUGAGGAGAAAGAAGCAUUGCAGAAAAUUUACAAGAGAUUACAGUCUCAGCUGAACAAACUAAACUCUCAGAUAUGAGUCAAAGAAAAGCCAAAAAUAAACCCAGAGAACUACAAAAGACCUCCACUCUUCCUCUCACCAUGUAUUAGUUACAGAAGUUGUGGUCUGAUUCUUCACUAUCAAGAUCCUUGAGUCCAUCCAGCAUCUCACAGAGCACAUGAGCAGCAACAGCAUUCACCAGACUAUCAGUAUGUUACUGACCAGUUUCUGCCAGAUGCACAGCGCAAGGCAAAUGGUGAUAAACUGGCCAAUAAAUCUUAUCACUUCUGA